Asterias rubens (European starfish) is the source of this 1898-nucleotide messenger RNA. RefSeq names its product retinol dehydrogenase 13-like. The coding region runs from base 620 to 1603 and encodes 327 amino acids. The transcript has 4 exons. Lineage: Eukaryota; Metazoa; Echinodermata; Asteroidea; Forcipulatida; Asteriidae. The record is from RefSeq and is a predicted model, not a curated record.
GGUACUCGCGGCGGUAUUCCGGCUACGUCACCCGGAAAACUGAACACGGCGGAAGACUGAAACCGCUUUACAAAAAGAGAGCGCCCUAACUCCACACUCCAUCAUCAACAACAUGUAGUGGUGGUAGUGUGCGGAGCAGCCAUCAUGUAAUCUGAUACCUUCACUUUUACAUCAACGGGGUUAAGCCGGGUCGAAUUUUUCAUGCUAAAGACACUUCGAAGUGAUGUCAGUCUGAAUGAACCCUCCAUGGACGAACCAUAGAUGAAAUAAUCUCCAAUAAUUGAGCUCCGGACUUCAUCUGAUUCGACUAAGACAUAUUGAAUUCAUGAGAUUGCUCCAUGCAGGACCUGACGCGACUGGAACGGGAGACCACGCACACGAAAUUCGCUAGUCGCUUGCGUGGUCUCCCUUCCAGUCGCUUGUGAUCGCGGUUCUGCGACGAUGUCCAAGCCACGAAGGCCUUGACAAAAGACUUAUGCUUAUGUAAGUUUUUUGGGCAAAGGCUAUCUCCUGAACCAUCCUGAACUUAACUAGCCGCCGGUGGUCAGCAGAGAGCUCUUUUCCCGGGGGCCGGGCAGGUUGCUGUUUCGGUCGGUGCUGAAGAUUUGGACACAGUAUUAUGGAACUGCUGAGCACUGGAGUUAUUGUUAUGAUGAUAGUUGUCGGCAGUAUAACCGUUCUUAUUGGUUUAAUAUGUGUUUUGUAUUACUGUUGUGUUCUUCGUUAUAAAACCUACCGAGGUUUGGUCUCUCUGAAGGGCAAAACUGUUGUUAUAACAGGGGCUUCAUCUGGCAUCGGCAAGGCAACUGCAUUGGACCUUGCCCGUCGUGGUGCCAAAGUAAUUCUCGCCUGCCGAAAUGAGAAAAAGACGUCUGAAGUCAUUAAGGAGAUCAGAGAGGCGGUAGAGAAUGCUGAUGUUGUAGAUUACCAUCUUGAUCUUGCCUCGCUGAAGUCGGUUCGUUCGUUUGCCGAGAAAAUCAAGCAAGAUGUGGCAAAGCUAGAUCUCCUCAUUAACAAUGCUGGUAUCGGAGAACAAGGCAAGACUGAAGAUGGCUUUGAUCUUAUGUUCGGGGUCAACCACUUUGGUCCUUUCCUCCUCACCAACCUUCUCCUGGAUCUCCUGAUCAGAUCUGCACCAAGUCGCAUCAUCAACCUGUCCUCUUUGGCACACAGAUUCUCCCCUGAAUUUGACUUCACUGAGGAGGCGAAAGAUGGGGUUCGAUACCCUCACCUAGCCAGCUACCCCAUCAGCAAGAUGGCAGUCAAUGUCUUCACUCAUGAGCUUUCUCGUAGACUUACCAAUACCCAAGUCUCUGUUUGCUCAGUGCAUCCAGGUAUUGUCUACACGGGAGGGAUUGAUAAGGUCUUAACACGUGGCGGAUGUUGCCGGAAGCUUUUCAUGCCGUUUUUUAGGUCCAUUAUGAGAUCUCCGGAGGCUGGGGCCCAAUGUGUUAUCUAUUGUGCAAUUGACGAGUCAGUGAGGGAGCUGUCGGGAUCGUACUUUGUUGAUUGUCAACUUGGGAAAGAAAGCAUCAAGGCAUCGGAUGAAGAACUUGCUAAACAGUUAUGGGACGUGAGCUGCACGGCAACAGGCUUGGUGUAAUUCUUACUCAUUUUUUCCAACCCCAAAAACCUUGAAGCCGCCUGUGAGUUAUGAAUUAAGUAUGGUAUAAUGACUGAAACACAGUUCUCACUUCCUGCAAAUGCAAUGCAAGCUUUGAUGCACAAACUUGCAAAGAACAUCUCGGAAGAACUUGCUAAGGAGUUAUGGAGCAUUAGCUGCAUGGCAACAGGCUUGGUGUAAAGCAUUCUCAUUUUUCCCACCAAAACAAAACUUGAAGCCACCUGUAUAGGAACAAGUUGCCUUGGAUCGGUAGAGUUCAGUUGGUCUUUGAAAA